This is a messenger RNA of Ciona intestinalis (vase tunicate), 2892 nucleotides long. Its product is annotated as EH domain-containing protein 3. Gene Ontology annotation, cellular component: plasma membrane; cytoplasm. Lineage: Eukaryota; Metazoa; Chordata; Ascidiacea; Phlebobranchia; Cionidae. Gene Ontology annotation, molecular function: GTP binding; calcium ion binding; protein binding. The record is from RefSeq and is a predicted model, not a curated record. Gene Ontology annotation, biological process: endocytosis; endosomal transport.
CGUUAAAGAUUUGUUUUUACUAUAGUUGGGAAAAUAUAGAGAUUGGAAGCCGGUGUAAGCGUCACCAAACCUUAAUUUAUCAAAAUGUUGCGCUGGUUACGAGGAGAAGAAAAGGAAAAGGAACCAGAAGUUUUUGAAAGUGUCGCAAAUGGUUUGAAGAAAUUAUACAAGAACAGACUUCGACCUUUAGAAGACGCUUACAAGUUUCAUGAUUUUCAUUCGCCAGCACUCGAUGAUGCUGAUUUCGACUCAAAACCGAUGGUGCUUCUAGUUGGGCAAUAUUCGACAGGGAAAACCACUUUCAUUCGCUACUUGCUGGAGAAAGACUUUCCAGGCAUGCGGAUUGGGCCGGAGCCUACCACCGACUGUUUUAUCGCCAUCAUGCACGGGGACGUCGAUAAAGCCACUGGCACCAUCAACGAGGGGGUAAUACCUGGUAACGCUCUUGUGAUCGACAAGUCGAAGCCGUUCCGAGCUCUGUCAUCGUUCGGGAAUAACUUCCUGUCAAGAUUGCAGUGUUCACAGAUGAAAAACGAAGUUCUUCAAAGCAUCAGCAUCAUUGAUACCCCUGGUAUCCUCUCUGGAGAAAAACAGAGAGUCAACAGAGGUUACGACUUUUCAAAGGUCUUAACAUGGAUGGCUGAAAGAGUGGAUCGAAUUAUUCUUCUCUUUGAUGCUCAUAAACUGGAUAUUUCCGAUGAGUUUCAUGAAGCACUUAAUGCAGUAAAGAUGUAUGAUUCUAAAAUCCGUGUUGUGCUAAACAAGUGUGAUCAAGUAAACACUCAACAGCUCAUGAGGGUAUAUGGGGCACUUAUGUGGUCGCUAGGAAAGGUAAUCAGCACACCAGAGGUAGUUCGCGUUUACAUCGGAUCUUUCUGGGACCAACCACUUCGUUACGAUGAAAACAGAAUUCUGUUUGAGGCCGAACGUAACGAUUUGUUUGAAGAUAUUCAAAGCCUGCCACGGAAUGCUGCACUUCGGAAACUCAAUGAUUUAAUCAAGCGUGCCAGACUUGCCAAGGUCAAUGCCUACAUUGUGAGUUAUCUGCACGACAAUAUGCCAUCAAUGUUUGGAAAGGAGAAAGCAAAGAAUAAGUUGAUCAACGACCUGGAUAAGAUAUAUGUCGAACUAUCCAACAAAUACAACACAUCGCUUGGUGAUUUCCCUAAAGUGGAAGAGAUGAGAAAACAAUUAAAGAUGGCUGACUUCACAAAAUUCCGUGGUUUAAGUGAAUCCAUGAUCAAAAAGGUUGAUGAGAUGUUAUCACGUGACAUCGCUGAUCUCAUGACUCUCAUACAAAGAGAGGAGGCAAAAAUGACGGAAAAAAUAAGGCAAGACGGCCCUGCAGUUAAAGGUGGAGCCUUCUCUACUGGGGCCGAUAAUCCGUUCAACAACAAAUGGGGUGAAGGGGUGAAUGCUGGCAGUGAUUAUGACACAGAAUGGAUUGUUGCGAAAAAGAAACCCGAGUAUGACGAAGUCUUUAUGAAACUUUCACCUUGUAAUGGGAAAGUUAAGGGAAGCGAGGCAAAGAAGGAGAUGUUGAAAUCACGACUUCCCCACACCGCUCUCGCCAAGAUCUGGAGGUUAGCUGACUAUGAUAAGGAUGGUCAACUCACUGAGGAGGAAUUUGCUCUCGCGAUGCAUCUUAUCAAUGUCCGAUUGGAAGGAAAUGAAGUCCCAGAUGAACUUCCCGACCAUCUGAUUCCUCCAUCACAGAGAAAGCAAAAUGAUUUUAAUGAUGCAGCGUACUAAACAUCAAAACUUCUAAUACCACAUUACACAGAUAAUAGUGGAUUCGAAUCAAGUGAAAAGUUUUCUCACGCGUCUCUUUUAUCUUUCUUGUAAAUCUAAGUUUUUAUCCUCGGACUCGCAAGUUUAAACGUUGCAACAAAAAUAUUUCAAUUCGAACGCGAAUCAAAUCGGCAGCGCCGGAUUGCGCAAUACCCCAUGACCAUAUUUGGCCGAAAAGGAUCUUACCCACUUGCAUGGUUUUCAUUCAUUUUUUUACUGACCUUCGCGAGUCGAAAGUCUGGUCUAUGUUGUAUUGAAAAGCAACGCUUAUAGAUUAAUUAACGCCAACCGAAAAUUUGCAUUCUUCAUUUACUUAAAACGUCUAAAGUAAAUGAUAUGUUAUGCGUUACCGUAGACCCAAGCCCCCCUAUAUCUCAUAACAUACCCAAACCAAAAUAGCCAACACUUUAAGAUUUUAUUUUCGCUUCUGCAAUUGUUAUCACAUUUCAAUCCCAAACCAACCUAACAUUUUUAGAGUGUUAUACCUUUGAUGUGUUUAAUGCUGUACAAUAACAGUUAAUGAUAUGGUGUGUUAGUUUACUUCGUACCUACAAACACCAUUGCGUAUUUUACCAAGAAUACGUACAAGUGCAAUUCAAUCCAUUACGCUGGUCAUGAAUAAAAACAACUUUUAUUUGUUGUUGGUUCAGUUAAUGUUUUGGUUUAUUACAUUUAAUUAUCCGGUGUUACGUUUUAUUAAAAUCUGACGAAUUUUCGAUAGAAAUUUCAGAUUUUCGUAAACAUUUUAUUUUUUUUCGCAUAAUCCUUUUUUCCUAGUAUAGUCCGGAAUAUUAUUUUAGUUGUCAUGCCUUAUUAAUAUAUUUAAAGUGCCGAAACCGCCAGGUGAUUAAUAUAUUGUGUAUUUUAGCAACCUGGAUUGACUUUCAUAUGUUUUAAUCCCAAACCCCAGAAACAGCAGCGUUUACUUUUCAAACACAAAUAUUCCGUCAACUAAUGCUUAACUUAUUUGGGUGUUUUAAAACAACUUAUUAUUCCGAAAGUGUUCUUGCUUAUCUGAUUUGUAAAUAGCUUAAACUGAGAUGUUUUAUGUUGAAUGCUGAAUGAGUCACUUAUGCUACUAAAUACACUUGCAGUACUAAA